This is a messenger RNA of Dreissena polymorpha, 1437 nucleotides long. RefSeq lists its product as uncharacterized. Bases 1 to 1437 code for a protein of 478 amino acids. The record is from RefSeq and is a predicted model, not a curated record. NCBI's taxonomy places the organism in Eukaryota, Metazoa, Mollusca, Bivalvia, Myida, Dreissenidae. The transcript is spliced from 2 exons.
AUGCCUAAUGAGCAGUUGCAGAUUGCUGAAAAUAAUUUUGUCGAGCCCGACGAACAACCGUUUGAAAACAACGAAAGGAUAGAACUGGAUGACGGUACCGUAAAUAGCGAUUCUGUUGACACUGAAGCAAUCGGGAAAUUAAUAAUAGAAACGCAAAAACACCAGGCAAAACGCAUCUCCUUAACUGAAGUCGACAAAGCCUCUAUCUUGACACAAUUCAAAGUCGACAAGUAUUGCAAUGCGAAAGGCCAGUGGGAUGAUUCCUCUUUGAAUAGCCUAUCCGUAUACUUCCAGUCAGAACAGACACUUCGAAAGUUUCGUGAUACUGAACUAAGUGUCAUAGUUAGAUACAUCAACCGAAAUUACAACAUGAAAAUAAAGGAAAGUGAAAAAAAGGAGGCAAAGUUGCAAACACUAUGCAACUUACUAAGCAUGGAGUACAGUAGCGAUCAAUCUCAUCACCAUUCAAAGCGAUCAAAAAUUCAACAGCCCAAACGUUUGGCAGAACAAGCAUUUAAAAUAGUGUCAAAUCGUUUAAAAAAGAGUGAUCUUAAUAUCAUUUACUCUGAGUACCUUUGGCCACAGGAACUACAAAUGUGGAAUACAGUACACAACACUUCAUGCAUAGGAUUGCAGGAAGAAGAACAAUUCUAUGUUUCGUCUUACAGUGAGUCAAGAAAACAACCUGAGGUGAACUGUAUAGACUCGUCCCAUUUGUUGACAAGAAUGAGGCGAAAGAGUGCCAAAGGGGGAUUAGACGGCUUGACAAACGAGGCAUGGAGAACAGUCGCAAAGUCAAAGAAGACGGCUUUGUCUUUGGGAAUGGUUGAUUGUAUUCUUGAGCCUAUGACUGUUUCUGUUGCAAAUACGCAUUUUAGCCAAGCCGUUGAACAUGAAAUGCGCCUAAAUGGAGAUACCAAGGAAGCUGAGCUGUGUGAAGACAUCAGAAAUUGGUGGUUGGCUGAAGAUGAGGCCGGUAUUCCGGCUGAACAACGCAUUGAGCUCCGCUCUAAACUUCGCUCACGCCUAAUGAGUAGUGUGGACUUUUCGAAAUUUCCACCUCCGGGAAUGUUCAUCAAUGGAUGGCCAACACAGCUAUGGGAAGCCGUCAUUGCAAGUAUCGACGCUAAAAAGAUAUUGUAUAGUCUUGUUCCUACACACAAAUACAAUGUACGAGCGUUUUCAAGCAUGAUGGGGGAAACGUUCUUUUCAGAGCUAACGCUUUAUGACCGGCGAGGACAGGGCACGGUCACCAGCAGAGAAUUCGGCCAGUACAUCGAUACCACAAUCGAAAAACUCCACAUGCGUCUUGACCCUGAAAGGCAAUUCUUCUAUACAACCUCGAAAAAGAAUGUGUACAAACUCGUUAGUCAAUAUAACGUCGAUGGCAAAGGUGAAGAUGAAUCAAAAAUCAAGAGCUCUUCCGAUAUUCGGUAA